AUGGUCAACGUAACAUUAUCAUUUCCUAGAAUUACUGACAAUAAUUGGUGUAUACCACUGACCGAAUCAGUUUAUUUAUAUGGAUACUUAAUACCAGCUAUUGCAUUAUUUAUAUUUGGUCUUACAUUUAAUCCAAUAGCACUGUAUUAUUUUGCUACAUCGCUAAAUUUUCGUCGUUCUGCUUAUUCAUAUUAUUUUUCAGCAAUUGCGGUUGUUGAUCUUUUACGUCUUGCUGUUUGGUGUUCAUUCUUUUUACUUGAUUUUAAAAUAUUUAAACUGAAUUUUCAUUCUUUUGAAUGUCCGACACAAACAUUUACAGAAUCAGUGACAAGUUCAAUUAGCGCUUGGCUUACUGUUUUAUUAACAGUUGAACGCUGUUUAGUUAUUUACAAACCAUUACAAACAAUAAAUGAUACACGAAGAAAACGUACUUUAAUAGUCAUUAUUUGUGCUAUUUUUGUAUCGUGUGUUGCUAAUUCUUUGGUUUUACAACCCGGAUUUUAUGUAAAAAGAGUGUAUAGAGAACUUAGUUAUACAAUAGUAUGUCAUUAUGAACAAUCUUCAACAUCAAAUCGAACCGAUCAUAAACAAUAUUCUUUAUUUACUGCAAAUACAAAACGUAUAUAUUUAUUAAUAACAGUUAUAUUUCGUGUUGUCAUUCCAUUCGUAUUACUUCUCACAGCGAAUAUAAUACUAUUUGUUAGUGUACGUAAAACACGACGACAAUCAUUAAAAUUAACACCAAUAUCACUUACUCGUCAUGGUCAUCAUAGACAAGUAACACCAAUGAUAUUUUUUUCAUCAUGUAUUCUUCUACUAACAGUUUCACCUCGGUAUCUUCUUCAAUUUUAUUUAAAUUUUUAUCAAAAACCUCCCAAUUGUUUUUUAACACAUUUUGCUUCACAUUUAUUGAAAACUUUAGAAUUAUCUAAUUAUGCAUUUAAUGUAUUUGUUUCCAUAGUUAGUGGUAAACAUGGUCGACAUGAAUUAUUUAAAAUGUUAUUAUGUCGAUCAGUAUCAACUCAAAAAUCACGUAUUAACAAUGGUUCAAAACUAGUUCCAGUAUCAACACCUCCAUCAUUAACAUCAUCUAAAUCUCUAUAUCAACAAAGAUUUAAUUAUAGAACUGACGAAAUAAAUAAUCCAACAAAAAAACCAUUACUAUUAAUUAGAAGUCAUACCAGUCGAAAACAUUAUCCUAUAAAUAAUCAUUAUCGUUAUCAAUAG
Rotaria sp. Silwood2 is the source of this 1227-nucleotide messenger RNA. The record is from the annotation of a GenBank genome assembly. NCBI's taxonomy places the organism in Eukaryota, Metazoa, Rotifera, Eurotatoria, Philodinida, Philodinidae.